UUUGUCAGUCAAUAAUGUGCUCUCUGAAGAUUUCCUGUAGAGCUGAUGUGGUCAGCGAUAUGGAAAGGGGAAGGAAAUGUUAAAUAUAGUUGCAGACGCAGCAUACUUUUUCACUCAGUACGGAAGAGAAAGACCAUAACACUCGCAGACACAGAGUUUUUGUCUUAUAUUUAAGCAAACGCAUGUAAAAUGUUCAGAAUGUGUGUCGUUCUGCUCAUCUUUUCCAGCAUCUAUACAGUUGUUGUUGGUGCUCUAGUUACAGUCACAGGACACACAGGAGAGAGAUUUAACAUCAGUUGCACAUAUGAAUCUGGAUAUGAAUCAAAUUCAAAGUAUUUGUGUAAAGGCGAUUGUAACAUUGUAAAUAAAGUCAUCAUGGUUAAAUCAGGAUCUCCAGCUGAAGACCAGAGAUUCUCUCUGAGUGACGACAGGACGGCCAGAGUUUUCACCGUCACCAUCACUGAUCUGAGACUAGAGGAUGAGGGACAGUACUGGUGUGGAGUGAAGAGGACUGGAACUGAUGUCUAUUCAGAGAUUGUGUUGCUGGUUAAACAGGUUGGUGGUGGUGCUCCAGUUAUAGUCACAGGAUACAGAGGAGAGAGAUUUAACAUCAGAUGCACAUAUGAAUCUGGAUAUGAAUCAAAUCCAAAGUAUUUGUGUAAAGGCGAGUGUAAAGUCAUCGUGGUUAAAUCAGGAUCUCCAGCUGAAGACGAGAGAUUCUCUCUGACUGACAACAAGACGGCCAGAGUUUUCACCGUCAGCAUCACUGACCUGAGACUAGCGGAUGAGGGACAGUACUGGUGUGGAGUGGAGAGGAGUUUAAGUGCUGAUGUCUAUUCAGAGAUUGUGUUGCUGGUUAAACAGGAACCAUCAUAUUUCAGCACAACAGAAACAAAUCCACAAUCCAGCAGCAUCACAGUCUCAGAUCAGAACAAAUCAACAGAUGCAGUGUCUGAAAUCUACAUCUGUGUUGAAGACUGAAGCUUCAGUUCCCAGAUAUUUGCUUCUUUGUUAUAAUGUGCUUUAAGUUGCUUUGGAUAAGAAAGUGUCUUCAACAGAAAAUAUGAAUU
Cyprinus carpio (common carp) is the source of this 1070-nucleotide messenger RNA. Its product is annotated as CMRF35-like molecule 1. The record is from RefSeq and is a predicted model, not a curated record. The transcript has 5 exons. NCBI's taxonomy places the organism in Eukaryota, Metazoa, Chordata, Actinopteri, Cypriniformes, Cyprinidae. Bases 190 to 981 code for a protein of 263 amino acids.